Trichobilharzia szidati is the source of this 1354-nucleotide messenger RNA. The record is from the annotation of a GenBank genome assembly. Lineage: Eukaryota; Metazoa; Platyhelminthes; Trematoda; Strigeidida; Schistosomatidae.
GUAAUUUACACACAAACACUCAUGCACAUGCACACACACUUUGAACACAACGACACAAUUAAAUGCUGAAUUAUAUCAUUAUAUUCAUUUGAAACGGACUUUGAUCACUCCAAACAUAUAUAUCUAUCUUUAUGUUGCACAAUCACUCCACUCUGUUUAGCCUGAUCAAGUCAAGAAAUCCAUUAUGAAUAAAUGCUCAGGCUGUUUAUUGCUGUUGUUGUUGCUGUUGUUGUCGAUUAAUUUAUUGCCUAUUUGCUCUUCAGAGCAGCUGGAAAAGAAUUAUUUCGCUGACACAGUCAAAGCCAGAUGCACUCAAUGGGCCAUUGAACAUAAUGUUCUUGACAUAGACUGCGAUGAUAUAUGGCAAUCGUUUGAAAAGAUUUUACAUGACGCGCGUAAUCAGUCAGAAUGUGUUAUGCAACCCACAGCAUACGAUGAAUUUGUCGAGAAUGCAUUCAAAAAACAACCAAAGAUAGAAAAUGCACACUUUUAUUCACAAGCAUUCGAUGUUAUUCGUGCAAUGUGUAGACGUCUUGGAGAAUGUUCAAGUCUAGAAACCACACUUCCAGGAUAUUUAUUCGACGAACUGGAUUGGUGUGAGAAAAACUUCACAGGUGAUGCAGACUAUGGGACAUCGUGUGGUUGCAAUGAAACCACUAAAGUGGUAUUUGCAUUCUGGGAAAGUGCAUCUAAAAAGUAUGCACAAAUAGUAUCUGGUAACGUGUUUGUUGUUCUGAAUGGAUCAGUCGCGUGGCCAUUUAAAGAAAACGGUACCUUUGCCACUGUGGAACUUCCAGAACUUUUAAAAACGAAAGUGCAAAAAAUAACCGUUAAAUUAAUUCACAACACACGAAAGUCGCCAUAUCAUCAUACAUGUGAAUCACCGAAUAUUAAAAAGUUAGAGUCUAUAGUGAAGUCGAAAAUGAUCAGUUAUCAGUGUAUUAAUGAUCCACCUGAAUUCAAACACUUCUUAUGCAUCAAUGACCAAACCAGCAGUGAAUGUCGAUUUUCAAGUUCUUCAAGACGUACAUCAUACACGUAUCUACUGCUGUCAAGUUGUUUAUUCCUGUAUUACACUUUCACUACCUUCAGUAGCCUAAAAUAAUCCUAUUCUUAUCGACAAAUGUUAUUCAGCUAUUCAGGUUUCACUUCUGCUGUUGUUUGUAUUCAGCGUUCAUCUUCCAUAGUGUAAGACAUCAUUUGUUUGAAUACUAUCAUUUUCAUAAUUGAAUCUUGUCAUAUUUGACUUUGUGAUAGCUUUUUUGACAAAUCUAAUCAGACUAUUUUGUCAUCUUUGUGAUUUAAUUCAACUGCGCUUCAAUCUUUGACUUAUUGAAAUAAAUGCAUUCCAUCC